AUGGCUGUGGGAAAUGCCAUGGAAAAUCUCCAGGAGGAAAUCACCUGCGCCGUCUGCCUGGAUUUCCUCCAUGAUCCAGUCAUGCUCCUGGGCUGUGGCCACAAUUUCUGCCACCGUUGCCUCGAUCGUUGCUCCGCGGAUGCCGCCGGGGCCGGUUCCUGCCCCCAAUGCCGUUUACCUUUCCCCUGCGGCAGCUUCCGGCCCAACCGGCAACUGGCCAACGUGGUGGCGGCUGUCCGGGAGCUGGCAACGCCGGUGGCGGAGGAGCUUUGCCAGCGGCACCGCCAACCCCUCACCCUUUUUUGUCACCGUGAUGGGAUCCUUCUCUGCACCUCCUGUGCCAAGCAUCGCGCCCACCCCGCCGUGCCCCUCGAAGAGGCUGCCCGCUCGACCCAAAAUCCCUUUUCCCGGUUACAGGAGCGGUUUGAAGCUUCCCUGAAAGCCCUGCAAAAGGAGGAAGAGCGACGUGCCGAGCUGGCGGCGACAGCGGACGAGACAAGACAGGAGAUGCUGACACGAGUCGAUGCCGAGAAGCAGAAGCUGCUGGUGGUGCUGGAAGGGCUUCGGCGGGCACUGGGCGAGCAGGAGUCGCAGUUCUCGAUCCGUCUCGGUCGCCUACGCCGAGGGCUGGAAGAGCAGCGACGUGGUGAAGCUGCCGAAAUGGCCUGGCUCUGGCAACGCCGCACUGAGCUCCAGGCCAAGUGCCAGCAACCAGACAACAUCUUGGGAUGCUCGCUGGAGGAAGACUCGGGGGGAUACCGGCGAGCAACCGUGACGCUGGGCCCGGCCACAGCUCACCCUCAAAUCCUGGUCUCAGCAGAUGGCCAGACUGCGGAGCGCCGAGAAUCCCCCUCAGCUCCUCUUCCCUCGGGAACGGAGCGUUUCGAGUCUCUCCGCUGUGUUUUGGGUCGGCAGGGCUUUGCGGGGGGCCGGCACCGCUGGGCUGUGGAGGUUCGUCCCGGUCCCGACUGGGCACUGGGGGUGGCUUGGGAAUUUGUGUCCCGUAAGGGUUGCUUCGGUCUCAGCCCCGAACAAGGGGUUUGGGCCGUGGGGCAAUGGCUGGGGCAGCUACAGGCUCUCACCUGGCCCAGCCCCACAUCUCUGCCCCACGACCGUGUGCCCCGACGAAUUGAGGUGGCUUUGGAUUACACCGGUGGGCGGGUGGCUUUCCGUGAUGCUGAGAGCGAGACCAAAAUCUUUGUCUUCCCCCCAGCUAUUUUUGCCGGCGAACGACUCCGGCCACUGCUCUGGCUGGGUGAGGGACCGACUUUGCUCACCCUCUGCCCCUGA
This is a messenger RNA of Cariama cristata (Red-legged seriema), 1290 nucleotides long. Its product is annotated as E3 ubiquitin-protein ligase TRIM11-like. Gene Ontology annotation, molecular function: zinc ion binding; protein binding. Bases 1 to 1290 code for a protein of 429 amino acids. The transcript is spliced from 5 exons. NCBI's taxonomy places the organism in Eukaryota, Metazoa, Chordata, Aves, Cariamiformes, Cariamidae. The record is from RefSeq and is a predicted model, not a curated record.